This is a messenger RNA of Penaeus vannamei (Pacific white shrimp), 1066 nucleotides long. The record is from RefSeq and is a predicted model, not a curated record. NCBI's taxonomy places the organism in Eukaryota, Metazoa, Arthropoda, Malacostraca, Decapoda, Penaeidae.
GAACUUCGUAAACUUAGCGAGUUCGGUUCUGUCUGUCGCGCGGAAAAGACAGGAGUUCUUGCUCUGAGCUCCCUCCCUUUUUUUACUCGCGGUUGGAAUGGUUUUGGAAUAUUUUUAAGGACUUUUGAAAGUGUGAAGUUGCUGUUUUUGGCAGUGAAGGAUAUCCGGGUACGUGACCUAAGAUGGACCACGUGCACCAUAGCAUGCACUCCGUGGAGCCGGAUGAAAUGCAGCCCCAGCCAGAUACCACGAUGGCCAGCGGUCAUGAGGGCCACAUGGAUGACCUUUUGGGCGGAUGGGGGGGAGAGGAGCAGGAGCUGCUGGGGAUGCUGCACGUGCCGCUGCUCCACGGGGGCGUGAAGGAAGUCCUGCUCCUGCCGAGCCUGUCGACCGCCUCGCCGGGAUCCUUCACCCUCGCCUGCUUCCUCCUCGCCCUCUGCACCGCCCUCGUCGAGGUCCUGCGUCUGGGAGCAUGGUGGGUGGAGAGCCGAAAGAUAAACAAACCCGGGAGGCAGUCACGUGGAGGAGCCUGCGAAUGUAAACACUGCACGAGCGUUACUGUCAGCCUCCGGGGAGUGACGGAGGGCAAGCAGUACAACGCGAUCCACGAUGCCAACAGCGGCGAGUCCCUGAGCGUGCAGUCGUCCUCGAACCCGUCGCUGUCGGCCAGACGAAUCGGCUUGUGGCUCGCUGUCUCAGGUGUCCUCAACCUCCUCAUCUACCUGUCCUCGACCUUGCUCAUGCUCAUCGCCAUGACCAUGAACAUCUACCUCAUCCUGUCCAUGGGCAUCGGGGCCUCCUGCGGGAAAGUCGCCACCCUCUUCGCCCGCAGGAGGAUAGAGGACGGGCUGUGCAAGUGACGCCAGGCUAGGGUCGCGCCGAAGCCCUGGACGGUGGCUGAGGCGGUGGCGGAGGCCGAGGCGGAGGCGGAUGGGAGCGGCCACCCGGACACCACGCCCUUCUGAGAGCCCUCGCUGCGACCCUAGUUGCGAUGGAGGGGUUCUAGGCGCGUGACUAACUUAGGCGAAUUACUCUGAGAACACUGGGAAAGGUUAUAUUCAUACCA